Molecule: messenger RNA, 1224 nt
Organism: Lycium barbarum (goji berry)
Lineage: Eukaryota; Viridiplantae; Streptophyta; Magnoliopsida; Solanales; Solanaceae
Exons: 2
Coding region: 1-1224 (407 amino acids)
Source: RefSeq, a predicted model, not a curated record
AUGGGUGAAGAACCCAUUUGUGUUGAAGAAGUAACUCCAAAGAAGAAGCGUGCUAGUAUUGAAAAGCCCAUUGUUGUUGAAGAUGCUCCGAAAAUUGAUGAUGCUUCAAAAAGCGAGGAAGCGGUAGACGAGGUACCAAGGGCUUCACCGCCCGUUAUGAAGCCUCUUCCUCUAUUUCCUCAACGAUUCACAAAGAAAGCAGAUGAUGGAAAAUUUCUCAAAUUUAUAGAGAGGUUAAAAGGGCUUUCAAUUAACAUUCCCUUGGUGGAAGCACUUGAACAAAUGCCCGGUUAUACAAAAUUCAUGAAAGAUCUUGUGACCAAGAGGAGGCAUACUAGUUUUGAAACAAUGGGAGUUACACAUCAUUGUAGCUCUAUUGUGACAAAAGCUUUGGUUCAAAAGAAGAAAGAUCCGGGAGCUUUCACCAUCCCUUGCACAGUUGGAUUGUAUAAAUUUGGCAAAGCACUAUAUGACCUUGGAGCAAGCAUUAACUUGAUGCCGCUUGCUAUUUUCAACAAAUUGGGGUUAGGCACUCCCCGACCCAAAACAAUGAGAUUACUAAUGGCGGAUAAAGCCGUGAAGAGACCGGUACCCAUAAUCUUGGGGAGACCUUUCUUGGCCACGGGGCGUGCUCUUGUGGAUGUGGAGAGGGGUGACCUAAAAUUUAGGAUGAAUGAUGAAGAAGUCACUUUCCAUAUUUGCAAGUUAAUGAAACAACCGGCGUAUAUGAAUGUUGUGUCGGUUAUUGAUACGAUAGAUGAAGCCAUGGAUGCAACCGUUGAGCAUGAGCAUGUGGGUGAUAUCUCGGCAGCGGUGAUAAUGAAAUAUGAGGGGGAAGAUGAUGAAGAGUUUGAGAAGACGGUUAAUACAUUGAUUGGGUUGGGGUCAUACUAUUACAAUCCAAAGAAGCUUGAUCUUGACUUAGAUCACCGUGCUACUCCUCCUGCAAAGCCUUCCAUUAUUGAGCCUCCUACCUUGGAACUCAAACCUAUUCCUUCACACUUGAGGUAUGGAUUCUUUGGUCCUAACAACACAUUACCCGUGAUUAUUUCCGCCCGGUUGACGAAUGAACAACGAGAAAGGUUGCUAGUGAUUUUGAGAAGAUAUAAAAAGCUAUUGGUUGGUGUAUUGCGGAUAUCCAAGGGAUCUCGCCCGGUAUUCGUACUUAUAAAAUUCAACUUGAUGAAGAAUGUGAGCCAAGUGUUGAACAUCAAAGAAGGUUGA